Molecule: messenger RNA, 1401 nt
Organism: Zygosaccharomyces rouxii
Lineage: Eukaryota; Fungi; Ascomycota; Saccharomycetes; Saccharomycetales; Saccharomycetaceae
Gene: SMF3
Product: putative divalent metal ion transporter SMF3
Exons: 1
Coding region: 1-1401 (466 amino acids)
Biological process (GO): intracellular manganese ion homeostasis; iron ion transport
Cellular component (GO): plasma membrane
Molecular function (GO): manganese ion transmembrane transporter activity; cadmium ion transmembrane transporter activity
Source: RefSeq, a predicted model, not a curated record
AUGUCUGGUACUUUGCAAGCAAUAUCUAAAUUUGUUAAGUUUAUAGGCCCUGGUAUUCUGGUCAGUGUGGCAUAUAUGGAUCCGGGCAAUUACUCGACCAGUGUAUCAGGUGGUGCGCAGUUCAAAUACGUGUUACUCUCAUCUGUCUUCAUUUCAAAUUUGUUUGCCGUCGUGUUACAAUGCCUAUGUGUUAAACUAGGAACCGUUACUGGUCAUGAUUUAGCAGAGAACUGCCGUAGACAUUUGCCUAGGCGACUGAACCUUACCCUUUAUUUCUUUGCCGAACUGGCCAUUAUAGCUACGGAUUUAGCCGAAGUCGUGGGUACUGCUAUCGCCUUGGAGAUUUUAUUUGGUAUUCCUUUGACUUGGGGGGUCGUCCUAACGGUGUUAGAUGUAUUAGCCAUCUUGAUGUUCUAUAGUCCGGAUGUUGGAUCAAUGAAAAAGACUAGAAUCUUUGAAAUAUUCGUGAGCCUUCUAGUCGUAGGUACAGUUACGUGCUUUAUUCUAGAACUAUUCAAGAUUUCAGUACCUAACAAAGUUGAAUUGUUCAGAGGAUUUAUGCCCUCGACAAUUAUCUUCAAGGAUCAACAGGCUUUAUACAUUUCUUUGGGUAUUUUGGGAGCUACUGUUAUGCCACACUCUUUAUAUCUGGGAUCAUCUUUGGUUAAGCCAAGAUUACAAGAUUACGAUAUAAAGCAUUAUGGUAAGGUACAAGAUCGUCCAAGUUUAAGAGCUAUAAAUUAUUCUCUCAACUAUUCCUACGCCGAGUUGAUCAUUUCACUUUUCCUAAUUGCUACCUUUGUUAAUUCUGCAAUUUUAAUUGUAGCGGGUGCCACCCUUUACGGUCAGCCUGAAGCUGCUGAUGCCGACUUAUUAUCAAUCUACCGCCUGUUGGUACAAUACAUUUCACCUGCUGCUGGUCUUAUAUUUGCCUGGGCAAUGAUCUUCUCUGGUCAGUCGGCUGGUAUCAUUUGCACCUUGGCAGGUCAGGUUGUAUCUGAAGGAUUUUUGCAAUGGUCAUUACCACCAUGGGCUAUUAGAAUUUGCACUAGAAUGAUGGCGGUUGUUCCCUGUCUAAUUGUAACUCUAACCAUGGGACAGCAUGGUAUAUCGGAUAUUUUGAAUUUUUCUCAAGUGGUUUUAUCUCUAAUUUUACCAAUAGUAUCAGCACCAUUGAUCUAUUUCACUGCCAACAGAAAAUUGAUGACUGUACCAAAAUCAGUGGAUGAAAGACAAGAGCCUGGUGAAAACACUGCACUAAUUUCGAACAAAGAAGAAUACGUCGAUUUCACUAAUAGCACUUGGCUCACAGCCACCUCAGUGAUCAUUUGGGCUCUUAUCGGCAGCUUGAAUUGCUACUUGGUAAUUUCUUUCCUACUUGGCGCUGAUGUUCAUUUUUGA